AUGACAAAAGUACUUGACAUAGCAACACCUUUUGCAAAUCUUCCUGUUGUGCCUGCAUGCCUACAUUCACCUGCAGAACCGGCACCCGGUUUGAUUCUGCUGAGCGAACAACUAAACAUUUCGCCCUCAAUUGAAGCAGAAGCGGAUGAAUUAUGUCAGGAUGGAUUCACGGUAUUGGUUCCCGAUCUUUCAGAAAUCAGUGGACAAGACAAAAUCAUGCUAUAUUUAUCUUGCGCAUUUGAAGUCUUGGAAGACGUUGUCGGCAAAUGCGGCGUUGGGAUUAUUGGGAAAGGAAUCGGUGCAGACUACGCUCUCGAGUUUGCUUCUUGCAAGAGACUGUUGUGUGGUGUUGGAUAUCUACCUACCAACGAUUCGAUUGUUGAAAAACGGAUAGAAGACGUUUCCAUACCAUUCGCACUUCAUCUUUCGCAAUCAGCUCCGCAACGGUUACUUGAUCAUUGCAAAUCUUUGAGUCACGUCAAGGUUUAUACAUAUCCAUUGGCAAAAUCAGAGGAUCCUGACACGGAAACGCUCUUGCUAGAUCAAGCUCAUAAAGAUCUCGCAUAUAAUCGAUCGCUGAGUUUGUUAAAGACGGCCACGAGAAAGAAAUACGACCUGUCGCUGCUGUGGGAUCAACAUUGUCAUUUUGAAUUUGAGGAGAAGGAUGUCAAAAAGACCUUGGAGACUAUGGUUGAUGAACCAUAUGUAAAUCAUAUUCCAACGAUGACCGGUGGCAGUGGCAAGAAGGCCUUGACUGAAUUUUACACCCAUCACUUUAUUCCCUGUAACCCGCCGUCGACCAAAAUAACACCCAUCACUCGCUCGGUAACGCCCACUCGCGUGGUGGACGAGUUUAUCUUUUCCUUUACUCACACUUGCGAAAUGGACUGGAUGCUUCCAGGCAUUGCUCCUACCAACAAACAUGUAGAAAUUCCAAUGGUGGCGAUAGUUGAAUUUCAUGGAGAUAAAAUCGCGUGCGAACGUAUAUAUUGGGAUCAGGCGAGUGUUUUGGCGCAAUUGGGAAUAAUAGAAAAGAUUGACAAGGUAAUCCGUGGGCGGGAGCAGGCGGAUAAGGUCGUAGAGAAUAUUAGCAGUCGUGCAAACAAGUACGAGGAAGGCCGAGGAAGAAUGAAGAAAAAGCAUGAGCAAGUAGGGUAG
Messenger RNA from Paraglomus occultum, 1158 nucleotides. NCBI's taxonomy places the organism in Eukaryota, Fungi, Glomeromycota, Glomeromycetes, Paraglomerales, Paraglomeraceae. The record is from the annotation of a GenBank genome assembly.